Pseudophryne corroboree (corroboree frog) is the source of this 1901-nucleotide messenger RNA. It is a transcript of the gene HOXC10, whose product is annotated as homeobox C10. Gene Ontology annotation, biological process: regulation of transcription by RNA polymerase II. Gene Ontology annotation, cellular component: nucleus. The record is from RefSeq and is a predicted model, not a curated record. Gene Ontology annotation, molecular function: DNA-binding transcription factor activity, RNA polymerase II-specific; RNA polymerase II cis-regulatory region sequence-specific DNA binding. Lineage: Eukaryota; Metazoa; Chordata; Amphibia; Anura; Myobatrachidae.
AUAAUUAUGGUGCUGAUAUUUUUUCCCUAAAAAAAAAGAUGUCAGCCCCUGGCUGUAGUAUUCCUCUUUAAAAAGCCUCCCUGAAAAUGUCAUGUCCCAGCAAUGUGACUCCUAACUCGUAUUUGAUGGACUCGUUGGCCGGUAGCUGCAGAGGGGAGAAUUAUUCCUCCAACCAGGGGAUGUACAUGCAGCCUGGGAGCGACUUCAGCUGUGGGGUGAUGAGGAACUGUGGGAUUGUCCCGGCUCUCUCCAAAAGGGACGAGGUGAAUAACCCCAGCCUGUCCCUCAGCUCUUACCCUUCUUACCUCUCCCAGCUGGACAAUUGGUGUGACCCCAAAAACGCUUACAGGAUUGAGCAACCUGUUGCAAGGCAGCUCUCCUCAUGUUCUUUCCCCACCAAUGUCAAGGAGGAGAAUGUCUGCUGCAUGUACAGUGCUGACAAGAGGGCAAAAAAUGCCACGGAGUCUGCCCUGUACCCCAACCAAAUGCCGAACCCCCGGCCCAGUGACCAUGAGGUCCCCGUCCCCAGCUACUACCGAGCCAGCCAAGGCUACCCCCUGGACAAGAGCCACAGUGCAGCCGACUUUCAGACAAGUUUUGACAACAGGACGGGUCUGAACCCCAGGGGUGAGAUACUGGAGCAGCAGCAGCAGCAGCAACAAGCUGGGGGAAAGGUGGGCUUUCCUGAAAACACCAAGACGGAUAACCAAAACCUGGCCACCAACCUCAGCACCAACCCCAACAGUGCCCCUGCCAGUGACAUCAAGACAGAGAAGAGCCUCCCGGCUCCCAAACUGGCAGCAACCGAGGCAGUUAAGGAGCUGGAGAAGAACACUGACACCAGUACCGACAACUCCGACAACGAAGCCAAAGAGGAUAUAAAGGCAGAAAACGCUACAGGAAAUUGGCUGACAGCUAAGAGCGGAAGGAAGAAACGGUGUCCUUAUACUAAGCAUCAGACGUUGGAACUGGAGAAGGAAUUCUUAUUUAAUAUGUACUUGACCCGUGAGCGCCGCCUAGAGAUUAGUAAGAGUAUCAACUUAACAGACAGACAAGUGAAAAUUUGGUUUCAAAACCGCAGGAUGAAACUGAAGAAAAUGAACAGGGAAAACCGGAUCCGAGAACUGACUUCAAAUUUUAAUUUUACUUGAGCUUAAGGGGGAAAAAAAUACAGAAAAAAAAUCCGCUAAGAAGUCACGAAAUAGCUCCUAGGUCCCUCUACCCCUCAAAUAUUCAACUAGAGAAAAUAGGAGAGAGAAAAAAAUUGAAAAGACACUUGUACAUGUUCUAGGUCAUUAUUGCAACGCUUAAAAUCAAGUAGUAAGUAUGUCAGGCUAGACAGCCCAUCUGUUAUUUUCCAUACCCACAGUUUGUAGAUAAAGGGAGGUGCAUCGGUAUAAUGCAUGAACGUAUAUAUUGCAUCCUUGUUUCUAUGUAAAGAUGGUCAGUGAGCCAGCUACUGAAAUUGUAUUUUUUAAGUUAUUUACUUCCAGCACAAGACAAAAACAACACAUAAACAAACAAGCAAAUACCGCUUUUUUUUUACAUUCUCUGAGGCUUCAAAUAUACAUAUGCGUCUUAAGAAAAGAAUGAGAAAAAGAAAAUUAAGAGAAAAGAAAAACUCCGCGUUCUUCCAUCAGUGUAUUCUGUAUAUUGUACCUGAAACCAGAAUAGCAAGCCGAAUUUUAAAUGUUUGUAAAUGAUAACUUGCAGUGAGGUUAUGGACAUUCUCUAUAUAUAAAUAUAUAUAAAUAUAUAUAUAUAUAUCUUAUGCAGUUUCUUUAACUGGUCCACUGCAUAUUUAAGUAAGAAAAGGAAAAAAAAGUAUUGAUAAUCCAUAAAAAAAAUACAUUUCUCGUGUUUGUUAUUUAAAUACACUAUGUAUGUGUAAUUUCUGCAUG